UUCUUGUUUACAAUUUUCGUUUUAUCAGAUGGGUAUUGUUAUGACAUUGAGUACGUUAUAAGCAAUUUGCAAUUCGUUUUGAGGGACGCACAUAACUGGAAAAAAAUGGAUUCCCUCCCAAAUUGCGAAUCAUUCUCAUUUUCAUGUUAUUUAAAUUUCAUCCAUCAAUAUAUAUUAUUAUAUUUUUCAAAUGAAAACCUCAUUCCUUCAGUCACAUCACUGACUGUGAUCUUGAUUUCAAUGAUACUUCUUGUUGUAGCAGCUUACAGAUUUAGAAGAAAAUUAAAAACAAAAGUUGAUACUGUGGCUGCCAAAGUAAUGGGAGGAACUAGACCACGUUUUCGGAAAAGAGAUAAAGUUAUGUUUUACGGCAGAAAAAUGUUACGGAAGGUACAAAUGUUAUCCUCUCAACCAGGAAGUAGAACUCGAAUAAAAAAAAGACAACUUGUCUUAAAGUUGGCUCGAAAAAUUUUGCCUCUGAAGCGAGAACAACCAGGAGUAUAUUUAAAAGUUAUGGAACCAUCUCAAGCUUUUCUUGAAGAAGCUAUAUCUGAGCACUCAGAGCAAAGGCUACCUCCAGAUGUCAUGUAUAUGUUGAAAAGUAUUAGAAUGUUUGGUUCCUUUGAAAAACCAUUAUUUUUGGAACUGUGCAAACACAUCGAGACCUUGCACAUUUACUGUGGCAGUCUUUUGUUUUCUAUUGGUGAGCCUGAUGACAGCAUCUAUGUUGUUCAGAGUGGAAAGUUGAUUGUAUAUGUUACUGAAAAUGAUGGCAGUGAACUUGUGCUCAAAGAAGUGACUACUGGUGAAAAUAUUACUAGUCUCUUAAGUGUGAUGGAUGCUUUGACUGGUUGCAUUGCUCCAUAUAAAACAGUGUCUGCUCGAGCAUUGGAAGAUUGUGUUGUUUUAAGGCUGAAAGUUGAAGCAUUUCGAUCUUUGUUGGAAAAGAAUCCAGAAUCAUUGGUUCGAGUAGCACAGAUUAUAAUGGUUCGUCUUCAAAGAGUUACAUUUACUGCUUUGCACAAUUACUUAGGACUUACAAAACAAUUAAUCAAAUCUUCAUCAACUGUGACCAGAAGAAAUACAGCAUCACCAAAAGCCAGUCCUUCUAAAGCAUCGUCUAGACGACCUAGUCAAGUUGCUUACAAACCUUUUGGAAGUGAUAUUAGGAAUGUUGACUUUUCGAAUGCAUUCCCUGAUGUAGAUACUUCACAUCAACCACAACAAUCUAAUUCAGUAUCUGCUGAUGCAGCAGCACAAAGUUCGACUAAUGAAAAUGAGCUACCAGAUAACAGAAAAACUCGUAAACGAAAAGCCAGCUUUUACUUUCCUCCUGAACAGCAAGGUCCUACAGCAGUGGAAGAAGAUCUGCAUGCACUUGCUGUUCUUGGAUUUGUGCAUCAAUUAGGAUUAGAGGAUGACAGUUAUAUCAAAGAUUUUGUAACCGUGAAAGAACUACCAGCCAACACAUAUAUCAUCCGGGAAGAAAACUUAGAAGAUGUUGCUUUACUUUAUGUCAUUGCUGGAUCAUUGACAGUAUCGCAAAAAACUGCUGAUAAAAAAGAAGAGAAUUUCUUAUUCAUUGUACACAGUGGAGAAAUAAUGGGUGCCCUUGCUGUUUUAAGUGGAGAGCCAUCCCUUUUUACUAUUCGUACAAGAAAUUUCACACAAGUUGGAGUACUUAGCAAGAAAAAUACUUAUGAUAUUCUGAGUCAGAAACCUCUAGCAGUUCUGCAUUUGGCACAAAGUGUAAUAAAACGUCUUUCGCCAUUUGUGAGACAAAUUGAUUUUGCUUUGGAUUGGAUAAAUGUAGAGUCUGGAAGGGCCAUUUAUAGGCAAGAUGAUAUCUCUGAUUGCACAUAUAUCCUUUUGAGUGGACGUUUAAGGUCUGUUUUGAAAAGACCAGAUGGCAAGAAAGAAUUAGUUGGUGAAUAUGGCAGAGGAGAUCUUGUUGGAAUUGUGGAAGUAUUAACACAGACUAGAAGAUCAACAACUGUCAUGGCUGUGAGAAAUUCAGAGUUAGCAAAACUCCCUGAAGGAUUGUUGAAUGCCAUCAAAAUUAAAUAUCCUGAGGUUGUUACCCGUUUUAUUCAUUUACUUGGACAUCGUAUACUUGGCUCCCUUCAGAAAAGAAUUCCUUAUGCCAGUGAAAAGGCAUUUACAAUGGAUUCUAGACCAACAGGCUCAAAUUUUGCUACUGUUGCUAUUCUAGCUGCAAUGGAUGAUGUACCCCUUACAGCUUUUACUUUAGAGUUAAACCAUGCUUUAACUGCUAUUGGACCUACUCUGCGACUUACAUCUGACAUAAUUAAAAAAACUCUUGGACCUACUGCCUUAUUAAGUGCAAAUGAAUACAGAUUAUGCAGCUGGCUUGCACAACAAGAAGACCAACAUAAAAUAGUUUUGUAUCAGUGUGAUUCAUACUUUUCACCAUGGACUCAAAGAUGUAUUAGACAAGCCGAUUGCAUAAUAAUUGUUGCAUUGGCUGAUGCUGAACCAACUGUUGGAGAGAUGGAAAAAGAAUUGGAGCAUUUUGCUGUUCGUACUCAGAAAGAGCUAGUUCUUCUUCAUAGAGAUGACAGAAUCAAACCACGCAAAACUGUUGAGUGGCUAAAUAUGAGGUCUUGGUGCUCAUCUCAUUAUCACAUCCGCUGUCCUAAAAGAAUGUUUACUAAAAAAUCACCUAUGCGAUUGGCAGAUGUAUAUAACAAACUUUUUGUCAAUCCUCCCAAUAUCCAUUCCGAUUUUUCUCGACUGGCUCGUUUCUUAACUGGCACUUCAUUUGGAUUAGUACUUGGUGGAGGUGGUGCAAGGGGUGCAGCUCAUGUUGGCAUUAUAAAAGCUUUACGGGAAGCUGGCAUACCUGUUGAUAUGGUUGGGGGAGUCAGUAUUGGGGCUUUCAUGGGAGCAUUGUGGUGUCAAGAAAGUGAUGUGACAACUAUGACUCAAAAAGCAAGAGAGUGGUCAUAUAAAAUGAAUUCUUAUUGGCGCCAAAUACUUGAUCUUACUUAUCCAGCUACUGCAAUGUUUACAGGAGCUGGAUUCAACCGAACAAUUCAAGAAGUUUUUGGAGAAAGACAAAUAGAAGAUCUUUGGUUACCAUAUUUUACUAUUACUACAGACAUUACAGAUAGUACAAUGAGAGUCCACACUCAUGGAUCACUGUGGCGCUAUGUUAGAUCGAGUAUGUCCCUGUCUGGUUAUAUGCCACCUAUGUGCGACCCAUUGGAUGGGCAUUUACUUCUUGAUGGGGGUUACGUCAAUAAUCUUCCAGCUGAUGUGAUGCGAGAGAUGGGUGCAGAAACUAUAAUAGCCAUUGAUGUCGGUAGUCAAGAUGAUAUAGAUUUGACAAAUUAUGGAGAUACUCUCAAUGGUUGGUGGUUACUAUGGAAAAAAUGGAAUCCAUGGGCAUCACCUGUCAAGGUUCCCAGUUUGCAAGAAAUUCAAUCUCGAUUAGCAUAUGUUAGCUGUGUGAAGCAGUUAGAUCAAAUUAAAAGAAGUGAUUACUGCACAUACAUUCGUCCUCCAAUUGAUAAGUACAAAACAUUAGCAUUUGGCAGUUUUGAUGAAAUAAUGGAAGUAGGAUAUAAUCAUGGGAAAGCUUUAUUCCCUUCCAUGAAGAUGGGGCACAAAUCACUACAUAAUUUGCUUCAGAAUGAAAUUAAUAAAGAGAAUGAGCAGGCACGAUCUUUAAGAAAUGCAUCGUUUACUGAUCUUGCCGAAAUGGUGUGUAAAAUAAAGAAACCACUUUACAAGAGUUAUGAUGUAUCUGAUGAUGAAGACCUAUAUGAAAGGGAUGUGGGUUACAUUUCUGAACCAGAGCCAAGCUUAUUAGGUGAUACAGACAAGUUGUCAGGUCUGUUUUGAAAAUUUGAAGUGGUGAAAAAAUUAUAGUGUGAUGAUAAAUGAUGAUUUAAUGGAACCAUUUUACUCUCAAGAAGAAUAUCACAGAAGCCUUUUUAUAUAUCUAAUAUUUGUAAAUUAAUUUUAAAUAUUUCCAGCUUGCCCAAUUCAUGAUUAUAUUUAAUUAAGAUAUCAUUGUCAUUUGAGUGAAAAUUUUUCUUCUUCUGCUAUAUAUUAUAGCUUUGUAUUGGAAAGUACUGUUAUUUGCAAAUGCAGCAAAAAUCAUCACCAGUCUUGGGGUUUUAGUAAUAUUUCUUAGCCUACUAAAUGAAUAAUCUCAUGAUUUGUUCACACAUUUCAGAAACCUUCAUCUGGGGUUGUGAAAUGUAUAUUUACUUAUAUGUACUAAUAUAUUUCUUUCUUAUCUGAAUAUGUAUUGCUAUUUUAAUUUGGUUAUUUAGCUUGAAAUUUUUGUCCAAGAAAACCAUCAGCUGAGUUUAUGGGCAACUGCUAAUCUGUAAACAUCCACUCAGUUUAUAUGUAAAUUCUCUAGUUAGAAAAUAACCAAGUAAUUAUGGUCAAAAGUUAAAGGUUUCUUAAUAUCAUCAACAAUC
Molecule: messenger RNA, 4457 nt
Organism: Argiope bruennichi
Lineage: Eukaryota; Metazoa; Arthropoda; Arachnida; Araneae; Araneidae
Gene: sws
Product: neuropathy target esterase sws-like
Exons: 34
Coding region: 106-3867 (1253 amino acids)
Biological process (GO): phosphatidylcholine metabolic process
Cellular component (GO): endoplasmic reticulum
Molecular function (GO): phosphatidylcholine lysophospholipase A1 activity
Source: RefSeq, a predicted model, not a curated record